AUGAGAUCAAGGCCGAAUGGAGAACGAAGUGCUGAAGGUGUGGGUGCCCAAGGCCGAGGUCAAGAAGCCCGACGUAAAGGCCAUCGAGAUCUCUGUUUAAUUGAAAUUUGA
This is a messenger RNA of Linum tenue, 111 nucleotides long. The record is from the annotation of a GenBank genome assembly. NCBI's taxonomy places the organism in Eukaryota, Viridiplantae, Streptophyta, Magnoliopsida, Malpighiales, Linaceae.